This is a messenger RNA of Pseudo-nitzschia multistriata, 2132 nucleotides long. The record is from the annotation of a GenBank genome assembly. Lineage: Eukaryota; Bacillariophyta; Bacillariophyceae; Bacillariales; Bacillariaceae.
CGAACCUCGCCAUAGAAGAUCCUUUCUCGUCAAACUCGCACGUUGCAAUGGGCAAGCAGCAGCGGCUUCGAGUUGCCCCUUCGGAUGUGGAUGGAUCGGCUUUCGAGAUCUAUUGCGUCCCCCAUGCGUCGAUCGAAAGGCAUCGAUUCCUACAUUCGCGAGCCGGAGAUCCAACCCUCCUGCCGUUUUUGGUACGAAAGAAUCGUUCGUUGGUCUAUUGUGGCAAGGCCCGAACCUUGGCGAACAAAACCGCUCCCGAGAACCCUCCGAUCUGCAAUCCCCGCCGGCGUUCCCGGGACGCCGUGUAUGGAGCACCUUCCAGGGCGAAACAGGCAUGCGGGCAAUGCUUUCCAAAUUGAAGUGAAAAAUGUCAUUCCGGUCAGACCCACAGCACCACGUUCUUCGGGACUCCCCCGUACUGAUGGUCGAAAAAGUCCAGGACGUCCUCUCUCGAGUAGCGCAGCGACCAGUGAACGCACACAAAGGUGGUUUCCGGAAAGGCACAAAUCCAGGGAUGGAGCUGGGAGUAGUGCGUGUGGCCCUUCCUCCGGGUGGAUUCGUCCAGUUCGGAGGAGGGCUGCCCCAGAAAGGUCACCUCGUGGAUGAUGUGCUUGUACUUGGGCAGGAUCUCUUGGUAGCGCUCGCGGAGCAGAUCGAUGGUGGUGUCCCCGGUGUAGAAGAGCAGGCCCUGGUUGUAGGACUCGGUGAUCUGGACGUCCCUCCGGAUCAGCUCGCCGAGCUCGCUCUUCGGCAGCGACGCGUACUCCUCCUUCAGCCGUGCCUUGGCCUUGUACAAUCCGUAGGCGACGGCGGGCACGCCGUUCUUGUGGGGGGCCGAAAAGACCUGCACCCCGAGCGGCUUGGGCGAACCAGUGUACGAUCCGCGGGGCAGGAGCACCUCAUCGCCGUCCGAGACGGGAUUGACGUCGAACCCGCCGAGGGCGGCGAUGGUUUCCUCGUCGGUCUGGGUCUCGUCGCCGUAGUUGAGCUGCGCCUCGGCCAGCAGAAACCUCUCGAUCAGCGAGCAGAGUUUCCCCGGAGCAAAGAUCUUGGCCUUGUCCGCCGCGUGGACCGGGAGCGCCGCGAUGUGGUCGCGGUGCCCGUGGCUCAGCAGGACCGUUUUUGGCCGGAGCGAUUUGACGUGAAAGCCGGCGUCGAAGACGAUCCCCAGCUCGGGAACGAAGUAGGUCGAUGCGUCAGCGCUUCGACCGAGACCGACGAUGCUGAGACCCCGCUCGAGUUCCACCCUUCGGAGCGUGUGGUCGUCUCCGGGAACCCCAAUGUGCCAGCUGAGGGCCUUUCCGGCCGCUUCCGCCACCUCCGUUCCCUCCGUGGGCGGGAGGAGCUGCAGGCUCCCCGCCAGAGCGCGGAGCGGCUGGGGGAAGGUGUCGAUGUCACCGCUCUGGGCUUUUUGGACGGUGUCGAAGAUGCUGGCCAGUUCCGUCAGGCUGAUUUUCCCGUCGUGGUCCUCGUCGGCCAGGAGCAACAGCUUGGUGGCGACUCGCUCGAUGGUGUGCGUCCCGUUUUCGUCGGCAUCCAAAACCCGCCUGGCGUGGGAUCUUGCCACUUCGCCCUGUUGAAUCCUGCCACGGUGUUGGUCCUCGUUGCUAUCAUCGCUGCCUUCAUUGCUAUCAUCGCUGCCAUUGCCGGUAGAAUGUGCGGCUGCUGUGUCGUUUGAUGGGGAAUCGGCGAUUUCUUCCACAAUACUCCGAGAGAGAUCAAUGAACAAAGAAUGGGCUUCCUCUACGGACAACGUGCCGCUUCCGCAGGCAUCAUAGGACUCGAAUAUCUGCUCGAUAAGCUCUCGUUUCUCCGCUGCCGUCCCCGUAAGAGCCUUGGCCGAGUCUUCGUCGCCCGAGAGCAGGGCAAGAAUCGUUUGCGCCAGCGAAGAAAGCGCAUCGACCGUCUCCGGUGGCGGCGGUGGGGUUUCACCGACGGUACCGGAUUCGUCGACCAGAGAAUUUCUUAUCCUGCUGCUGGUUCUUCUCCCUCUCUCGAACCGAUGAGUUCCACGGAAAACCAAACUGUCCUCUUUCCAAGACGGACGAGAAUGGUUUUGCGGAGCACCGGGGACCAACCAUGCUCCGCAGCGCUGCACGACGAACGCCAGCGAACAAACCAAGACAACGGUG